Molecule: messenger RNA, 3082 nt
Organism: Scophthalmus maximus (turbot)
Lineage: Eukaryota; Metazoa; Chordata; Actinopteri; Pleuronectiformes; Scophthalmidae
Exons: 5
Coding region: 184-1323 (379 amino acids)
Source: RefSeq, a predicted model, not a curated record
CUUGCCGUAUGAGCCAUUGUGAGCAGCAGGGCGGAUCGUUGUGUUCGACUUUUACAUACGAACAGAAGCAGUAUAAUCAUGUAGAUGAGUUUUGUCAGCGGAUUCCUCAUCACCUUGGUCGACGCGGUGACGUGUGUUUAACUCGCUGUGUUGCAUCAAAAAAGCACUUGUUUUUGCGCAAAAAUGGGGAAUGCGCAGAGUUACGGCGUCGCCUCGCUCACGGUGUGUUCGGUGUACUUCGUUUAUGUCUACAUUUACCGUUCUCACAAGUUGCUGCAAGUAAGUGUACUCCAUUGCGACAAACUCCCCAGUUUCGCGUAUCUCUACAUUAAAUAUUUGACCAGAGUUCUGACCCGGAGAACAGGCUGUCUGCACAAAACACCAACACCACAGAAGAAGAGUGAAGUUGCGUUCACGGUCCGCGAGUGCAGGCUGGAGACUGUCAUGCUGAGGAGGUUCUGCAGUAGAGGAGGCUAUGGUUGGGAUUACCCCGAAACUGAAUACAGAGACCUCCCUCUGUGCUUCCCAGAGUUCCUGUGUGGCAGACUGCUGCUGAUGCUGCUCACUGAUGACAACUUCCGGCUCAGCCCGGCAGGUCUGGUUCCUGUGUGCCAGAGUUUGAAAACCCAUCAGCCAAUUGAUGAGCUGAAGAAAGGUCCAUUCAUGCUGCAGGUGCAAGUCCUGUUGUACCGGCAAAUUGAUGCAGGGGUGGAGGUGGACAUCUGUCUGUCUGCCAACUCUUGUUCAGGAAGCCCAGUGUGGGAGAGCGUCCUGAAACUGCUGUCCAAAAACAAGCUCCACAAAGCCAACAGUCGCUUAAAAAAGACUGAAAAUGACAGUGAGCAGUUUUCUGAGAUCAGGCUAACCCAAACACCACAACAUACAUGGGUGCCGCCUCAGACUCUUGUCCUUGUUCUGACAGGCCAAUCACAUGAGCCUGUGCCAGACAACAUGAAGCAGGUAGAGCUCAGAGUUCCCUGGAGUACCGACCUGUUGUGUUCAUGGUCCUGCUCUGACUACUCCCUCUAUCAGCUCCUCUCUCUACCUGCCAGGCUGUUUGGCUGCAGAUCACAGACCGUACCAAGUCUCUGGAUGUUGUCCGUCUGCUUGGCUGAAAUCGAAAAACACAAAGGUGUUGAAGUCAUCACAGCUCCUAUCAACGUCACAGCCCAGUUUAAGGAGCCUCUCUCGGUACCAGGCAAAGUGACAAUCAGGUUUUGGGAGACAAACAGGGAUCAGUCCUCUGCCCAAAGCCUCAGCUUCCACAUGCAGCAGCAUGGAAGCAACAUAUCUCACAUGGUGGGGAUGAUUUCUAGGUCUUGAUUAACAAGGAGUGUUGAUAUUUGUAUUGUAAACACAAAAUGUUAAUAUUGAACCUUUUCCAAUUACUUCCGGACAAUCAAUCAAGUUUAUCACUCAAGAGUUUCCUCUUUUUCAAAAUAUAUUUUCCUCAUUAUUAUUGAUAUAUGGAUCUGCCUCUGAGCCGUCUCUCUGUUUUCAGCUUCAUUCAAUGCUACCACUGCCAUACCUGUGAUAAUGUGUGAGUAAUAUCCAUAUCCCACAAACAAGGCUGAUUUUUAAAAGAAAUAUAGUAAUUGUGCCUUGUUCAGACAUGUUUCAGGACCUGAAUUAAAAACGAUCUGAAUCUUAAAUGUAAAUUCUGGAUAUUUAAAUUAUCUUAUUAAUUCCGGCAGUUUUCUUACUUGCGACAUGACAGCAAAAUAUCAUAGGCCUAUGAUGCUUAUGCUACAUAAUCAUGCACGCAGUCAACUACCAACACUUAAAAUGUACAUUUUUCUACCUUAUAACUUCAAUUGCAAGAUUUACUUAGAUACAAGUUAACAGUACAUCACACUAUAAUUUUAUAAAGGGGUAGUGUAACAGGAAGAGAGCAAAGUUUGGAUGUGCUGUACUCUCAGGCCAUAUUGAUGCAGACAGUUAUCGAAAAUUGUGGCACAGUGUACAACACCCACAGCCUUCACCCAAAUGUUGGACAUUUUUUUAUGUGGAGUGACACAUGCACCAGUAUCUACUGUGAAUGACAUAUUUUCAUCACAAUGUUUAAGGCCAUAUGUCUCUUUGGUUACACAUACACCCAAAACACAUUUUUCCAUGACAGACAUUGUGACAUGAUAGCAAGAAAAUGACAUUUGGGAAAUACCCUUUUCCUGUUUCUUGGUGAGAGUUUGAUGAGAAGUUUAAUGUCACGUUUGUGUCUUAGUAUUGUUGUAGUCAGGAGGAAGCGGCUAGGCCAGCUCAAUGAAAUAAAAAUGCCUAUGAAAACCUGCACAUGUUCCAAGCUCAGCAAUAAUGAAAAAAUACAACUUGUCCUGUUUACAUUGGUUUUUACAUUUACAAUAAAUAGAUGAGAUAUACGAGGAAAAUUAGAGCUUUACAUGUCUCGUUAGGUGUAAAUUUUAACUUUGGACAGACCAACUGCUUUGAGUGUUUAUGCUUAGCCAAGGUAAUCGCAAUCAUAUUCAGGAGAGUUCAUUACAACGCACUAAUUUUACAGACAUUGUUGACUUGUCACACAAUCUUUUUUUUUACCUGAAAUGAAUAUAAUUUCUGAGAAAUAUUUUCAAUUUAAAGAUUCCUGAUUAGUUUUAACAGCAGGAGUCAUUGUGCUGCAGGUCUUUCCGGAACCUACUGUACCUGAGCACUUUGUCAGAUACCCAUUGACUCUAGGCUAAUGUAGACACCGUCCCUACAGGCCAUGAAGACUUUUCAAUAUUUGAUCCCCCUUCAUAUUCCCUUUUGCAGCUUUCAUGUAUGUGAAGGUCUGUCCUCCUGUAUUAUUUACUGGAACACAUUCAGUGCAUGGGGCUGAGAGAUGUGUCUUUUCAUGCAUGCCUGCACCAUGGCAACAUUUAGAAAAAAGGAAUCGGAGAUGGAGUUUUUUGCAUGAUUGUGUACAAGAGGAGAAGAAUUGUCUGAAGUUUCAUUUUGGUUUUCUGGGGUGAUUUGAAGAUAAAACACAUUUUAUUUCACUUUCACACUAAUCAGAGAAAUCUUGUUUUAUUCAAAAUUACCUCCACAAGUUUGUUACCUUUACUUUAAAUUAAAAGAAAAUGUCCUUAAA